AAUACUAGACACAGGACAAUGAGCCUAGCGGUGAGAAAGUCCUCACCCGUGGUGGUCAGGCCAUCGCCGGAGCCGGUGACGAUGAGGGGCACCAUCAAACUCUCGUCUUUCGACAAGGGUCUGAACAAUGCUCCGAACACAUCGUUGCUCCUGUUUGAGCAUCCCAUCCAUAACGCUGCCGGGACCAUACAGGCUGCCCUGUCCCGAGCACUGGCCCAUUACUACCCUAUUGCUGGUCGCAUCGUUGCCAGAGGCGGCGACGACGGUGACGAUGCCUACAUCGAGUGCAACGACGAGGGCGUGGUAUUUGUAGCGGCGUCCACCAGUCACGCCCUGAAGGAAGUCAUCUGCUUCGACUGGUCGCCGGACGCGAGGAAGCUGCUCGAUGAGCUUGUCGUCUACUACCCAGCCAUGACGAUCUGUGGCCCCGGUGACCCUCUGCUGAUGGUGCAGGUGACCGAGUUCUCGUGCGGCGGUUUCGUCCUCGGGGUGAUCUGGAACCACGGCGUCGCCGACGGCGCCGGGAUGAGCCAGUUCUUGCAGGCCGUCGGCGAGCUCGCAGGCGGAUUGCCAUCGCCGUCCGUCGCUCCAGUCAGGUGGGACGGUUCGCUCCCGAGCCUCUCUCCCUCCGUCCUCGAAGAGCAGGAGCACAUGCUGAGCCUCGAUCCACUGAACGGCGAUCUCGCCACUCUGGACAUCACCAUCCCCUUGGAAUCGAUUGACCAGAUCAGAUCUGACUUCAGCGGCAGGUUCCAUGACCAGCCAUGCACCACGUUCGAGGCGAUCCUCGCCGUCCUGUGGCGGUGCCGGACGCGAGCAAUCAGGCUCGACCCAUAGACCCCAGUCCUGCUCAUGUUCGUCGCC
Molecule: messenger RNA, 864 nt
Organism: Panicum hallii
Lineage: Eukaryota; Viridiplantae; Streptophyta; Magnoliopsida; Poales; Poaceae
Product: acyl transferase 15-like
Exons: 1
Coding region: 19-837 (272 amino acids)
Source: RefSeq, a predicted model, not a curated record